Pseudoliparis swirei is the source of this 4402-nucleotide messenger RNA. RefSeq names its product RING finger protein 223. Bases 3610 to 4320 code for a protein of 236 amino acids. Lineage: Eukaryota; Metazoa; Chordata; Actinopteri; Perciformes; Liparidae. The record is from RefSeq and is a predicted model, not a curated record. Gene Ontology annotation, biological process: protein ubiquitination. Gene Ontology annotation, molecular function: ubiquitin protein ligase activity. The transcript is spliced from 2 exons.
UCAUUUGAAACCUUCAAAAUAAAAGUACAGGAUGUUUGUCUUGAAUUUCUUGAAGAAAAGGUAAUCAAAUGUCUUUCAAGUCGUCAGGGGCCACAUCAAAUGAUGUGGCGGGGCGGAUUUGGCCCGCGGGCCUUGUGUUUGACACCUGUGGUGUUCUUUAAAGUGAUCAACUAGUUUAUGUGCGAUAUCCGACGACAGUAAAGUACAGGAUAUUACCAGGUCCCUUACAUCUCUGGAGGCCUCUGAACGGGGCCUGGUGGUUGGAUCUCAAUGCAGGUUCUGAACAACAAAGCCCGGCACCCCCGCUGACUCGAACUCGUGCAUCGCCAAGACAACCAAACCCUGUUUAACGCUUGUUUAACAUACCUUGUUUAUUUCUCAUAUUUGUUUUACUCUUAUUAUUUCUACUUACUAACUGCUCCUACCAAUAAAUCCAGUCCCCCAUCUCCUCCUGCGACUGGGCUUCUGGGGGGAACUGGACUGCUGUCUCCGCUGCUCGGGAGUCUCUCUUGAUUGGCUCCCACAUUCUUCCCACUCUAUUUGCAUGUGCGCCAUGUGUACCCUGUUGGUUUACUCACCAGGUGGGUGUACCACAAACAAGCAAUACACUUGGAGUACCUUUAUCUGGAUUGCUGUUAUUGUCGCCCAGUUGGUAGUUGGGAAAAUGUGUCUCCACGUCUCCUGGCUCAGUUGAUAACCCCAAAAAAAGCUUCAAGUGAUAGGCUGACAAACCUUUGAACGAUACUCACGUAGCCAAAUGGCUAAAAUGAGACUUUUCUUCAACUCCAUGUUGCACACACAAAAAGAAACGACGAGAACAACACCCCCACCCCUCCUCUCUUCCUCCACCUGUCUCAUGGAUGGUGGAGGUCUGGAUCGUGGUUCAUGCCUACUAUGAACGAUUCAUCCACUCUGUCAUACUCAUUGAAUGUGUUGUAACUCUGUAAUGCUUCCCUCUAGUCACAUGACAUCUAUUAUUCUGUCGAUCCUGGAGAGGGAUCCUCCUCUGUUGCUCUCCUGAAGGGAUCCUCCCUUUUUUACCCUUUUUUUGUGAUCAAAUAUUUUAUUGGUUUUCGAGAUAUGCAUGUAAAAGAAAAGAUGUACACAUUGUAAAUACAAAGGUACUUAGACAAAAGCUAUACAACAAAUAAAAUAAAGAAUAAAGAAUAUAUAUAUUUAUAUAUAUAUGGGUAGCCAUGCAAGAACAUGCACACAUAUUAACAUAUAUAUGCACAUAUCUGCAUGCCCUAAUACAUACACACACAUGAAUACUUGGGAGUUUUUCCUGAGGUCAAAGGUCAGGGAUGUCUGAUGUGUACAGGGUGAAAUGAAAAUAUGUCACGGUGACUCUUCACACCGUCAUUGGAGCGGUGAAAAAAAAGGGAGACCAACUGAACUUUAUAGGACAUCGGUUUAUGGCUUCCUAGUGACUUGCAGAAUGUUGCUGUGUCUCGUCUCGUUGAAAUAGCAUGCCAAUCCAUCCAAUACAAUGUGGUACAUUAGUCUUGAAACAUUGACCUAACUAGAACGGGCACUCGGUAGAGCGCAUACCUUCGCAUAUCACAAGAUUGGGCUUUGAAUUAUGAACAUUUUGGCAUUAGUUGCAUGCCAAUUGGAUAGAAAUUGACCGCGCUAUGGUAAAAAGAAGAUGUGGACCUUUCCAUGACCUUGACCUUGACCUUUGACCCGAUUGAUCCCAAAAUCUAAUCAAAUGGUCCCCUGAUAAUAACCAAUCAUCCCACCAAAUUUCAUGCGAUUCAAGAAUAUUUGACCUUUUUGUGACCUUGAUCUUGACCUUUGACCUUAUCUAUCCCAAAAUCUAAUCGAAUGGUCCCCGGAUAAUAACCAAUCAUCCCACCAAAUUGCAUGCGAUUCGGUUAAAAACUUUUUUUGUUAUGCGAGGAACACGCAUACAAAUGAAUAAACUAGAACAAUAGAACAAUAAAUUACUUUGCUGAUAUGACGCGCCAGAAUUUGUGUUUGGGUGACUAAAUAACCAGUCAGUCGGACAGCUGUUAUUGCACAGACUAUUGCUAAUGGCCCACAGCCAUCAGUCAUUACCAUCAAAUAAAACGAGAUGUCCUCUUAAAAAAUAAAAGGUCUUAGACUGUCUUGCGAAUCUUAAUGAGAGGGCAUUCCUGUCGGUUGGACUUUUGUAUUUAUUUAUUGAAUGAAUGUUCACGAAAGUCUUUGAAAUGCAGACUGUGAGGUGUGUGUGUGGGGGGGGGGGGGAUAGAAACUUCAGCUUGAAGGUGAUCUCAUCUCCUCAGACUCAACAUUGUUUUUGUCAUUUAACUGUCAAUAAAAAAAGUGACUAUACUACUAUACUACAGGGAACAGCUUGGCUCCAGUUGUGCCAGCAGCACUGUAUGCCAGUCAGGAAGUGGAACAACAGGCUAUUCACGGGGCGCGGCGCUCCGGCGGGAAGGCGGUCCUCUCCGGCCACCUGUUCCCUCAUCUCUCCCUUCAUGGACAUCAACCCUUUAUGUGUAUUGUGUGCAGCAUUGCGUCCCUUUGUGUUGCAUAUCCAGUGCACUGGUGUUUCACCGGCUGUCAUUGCAGUUGGUGUUUUGUCAUCCUGGGGGAGGAAGAGGAAAAAAUAUGCAGAGCAUGUAGAGCAGGGGUGUCACACUCAUCUUCACCGAGGGCCUCACCAGCAUCAUGGCUGCCCUCAAAGGGCCGGUUGGAACUGUAACACAGUAUAAACUACUCAAACACAUUGUUAAAUAACUCUCUUUGCAUUUGAUUAUUGUUUAUUUGAGUGUAGACAUAUUGUACAUAAGAACAUUUCUCUAAUAUUAUAACAUAAAUCCAUUUCAUUUGAAACUUUCAAAAUAAAAGCACAGGAUAUUUGUCUUAAAUUUCUUUCAGAAAAGGUGACCAUAUGUCUUUCAAGCCACAUAAAAUGAUGUGACGGGCUGGAUUUGUGUUUGACACCUGUGAUGUAGAGUUUCUCUGUUUUUGCAGUGGGAGAAAUUGUUGAUAAGCAAAUUAAAUGCGGUGGAAGUGGAAGAUUGUAUCACCGUGAAUGUGUGUUUGUAUAUUGUAAAUAUAAAGUGUGUGCCUCUGUGAGGGUGGAGAGGAGGAAGAGGUGAGAAGGAAAAGACACAAGAGGUGAGAGGUGAGAGGGCAAUAAUGUGUAUUACUCUCCUUGAGUAAUACAGAAUAAUGUGCAUUACCCUCCCCUCCUUCACCCCCGCCUUAAAGCCGAGGCACUGUCCUACCGCAUUUGCAUGAAGUGCCAAAAUAAAUAAAGGGUGCAGCCAGAGCUUUGCGCAGGUGAUUAUGCCCAACGGUCGCAGAGGAAGGAGAGGAGGAUCCAGAAGGAGGACCCAGAAGGAGGACCCAGAAGGAGGACCCAGAAGGAGGACCCAGAGCUGACACUGACACAGCAGCGUCUGGGCCACCCGGCACACACCUCCACCUGCAGAGCCCUCAGUGCAGUGACAGAGGAGCAGCUUGGCUUGGAAGGCAGUUGACUUUGUUGCCAGGGAAAUGGGCAUCCAAGAGGACAGCUGACUUUGUUGCCAUGGCAAUGCACAGCGCAGUGGGAGCGAGAAGAGACCCGCCGACCAGAGAGGACCAUCCGAGAACUUCUCCAGCUGACGGAUGGAGCGGUCGCCCCAGAAUUGGUCGACGCGGCUCGGCUCCGGGGCCGAGGAGCCGAAGAAGGAGGCGUCGGACACGCGCCGGCCGGAGUGCUCCAUCUGCUACGACGCCUACGACAACGUUUUCAAGACACCCAAUGUGCUCGAGUGCACCCACACCUUCUGCCUGGAGUGCCUCUCCCGCCUCGCGGCCGUCGCUCGCGGCACCGCCGACGGCAGAGCGGGCGCUCGCCUCUCCUGCCCCUUCUGCCGCCACGCCACCGCGCUGCCCGAGGGGGGCCCUCCGGCCCUGACCACCGGCCGCGAGCUCCUCCGCCAGCUGCCCGGCCCCCAGCGGCGGGAGGAGCCGGUGUGGCUGGAGGGCGAGAAGCUGUGCUGCAAAAGCGCCGACUCGGCGGGCGCCCCCGAGGGCCCCGAGGCGGUCUGCAUCUGCAUCGACAUCGGGGCCGACAGGACGCCGAGGGCCGGCGGCGCUCCGAUUCCGACGUGGUCCAGCAUUGAAAACCUGCUGCCGAACAUGGGGAUUAAGUCGUUCUUGGCGUGCGUGGCGCUCCUGCUGCUGAUCCUCCUCUUCGUCAUUUUCCAUCGGCCGCAGGGCUGCGUGGAACCCGGGCCCACCACGACGCCCACCACGACGCCCGCCCACCACGAGGCCCGCCCGCCACGGGGCCCGCCCGCCACGAGGAGGCCCACUGCAAUCCCCCCGGUCUGACAGUGACCUCAGGCUGGCUGGAUUUCAGAUUAAUGUAAACCCAAUGUGCCAACCGCAAAAUUAAACCAUGCAUUACAUUUGA